Messenger RNA from Triticum aestivum (bread wheat), 1065 nucleotides. RefSeq lists its product as uncharacterized. The record is from RefSeq and is a predicted model, not a curated record. Bases 1 to 909 code for a protein of 302 amino acids. The transcript is spliced from 3 exons. Lineage: Eukaryota; Viridiplantae; Streptophyta; Magnoliopsida; Poales; Poaceae. Gene Ontology annotation, molecular function: zinc ion binding.
AUGGUUUUGGAGGACGAAAGCAGCGACGACCAGUCUAGCCUCCCGUACAUGCAUUCUUCCUCCACAGACGGUCUCAACGAGGUCACUACAGUCCCUUUCAGCCUUGAAGAUCCAGAUUACAAGGGGCUUGAGCUGGAUGUGAUGUCUCCAUGUGAGAAGCACGGCAUGGCAUCUGAGAGGCUUGUUGCCUUUGAAGGAACAGACACAGGCAGGCGGUUUUUAGCAUGUGCACAGCCGGCAGGUAGCAAUUGUGGCUUUGUUGAAUGGGUUGAUCACCAGUGGCCCCCAACAAUGCAGAAUGCAUUGUUGAAGCUAUGGGCAAUGGUUGAAGAUGCCAAAACUGCUAGGGUGAAUGACAAUCUUGAAAGUUCUUUCACUAUCCACCAUCUGACAGAAGAGAAGAACAAGCUGGAUGCCAACUAUGACAAGCUAGUCCAAGAUGUGCAUGAGCUGAUGAACUUCCAGGAAGAUAAGGUGGUGGAUUUCAGACAUCUGCAGUCUGCCAUUACAUAUCAGCAGGAGGUAAGAAAAGAACUGAUUGAUGAUAUGAAGGCACAAAUGGCAAGUGAGAUGGCAAAGAAAGAUGAAGAGACCCAGAAACUUACUCUGAAGUAUGAGCUGCUGCUCAACCUAACAAGAGCUCAAGCAACAGUCAUUCAGAACUUGAAGUUGAACAAAAUGAAAGAGAAGCAAGUGCUUACUGAAACUAGUAUGAAUUUGGAGCUGAAGAAUGCAGAGCUAACAAAGUGUCAGGAGAAGCUCACCCAACAGAAGCUAGACUUGAAGCUUCAGGUUGCUGAUCUGCUUAAGGGAAAUGAAAAGCAUAUUGAAGAGAAGUGGCAGUUAGAGUUUCAGAAUGAAAAGUUGAAGGAGAAGUUCAGGGGGAUUCAGGCCAUCUUGGAGAAGUGAAGAAGAUGAAAAUGAGAUUAGUGGCAUUGCUGACCUUUUGGGAAUGAUGGUUGUGUAAUGACCUAGCAUCUAGGAACUAAGGUUGUGUACUGUAUGCUUGUACUAAUGGUGAACUAUGGCUGUGUAUGUAUGUAGUAGUUAUGCUAUUCAUCCUUU